Schizophyllum commune H4-8 is the source of this 981-nucleotide messenger RNA. Its product is annotated as alpha/beta-hydrolase. The record is from RefSeq and is a predicted model, not a curated record. The coding region runs from base 1 to 981 and encodes 326 amino acids. Lineage: Eukaryota; Fungi; Basidiomycota; Agaricomycetes; Agaricales; Schizophyllaceae. The transcript is spliced from 7 exons.
AUGACUUCAGAGACCCUCGUCCUGGACCUGCGUCCCAACCAUCGUCUCCUCACUGCAGCGAAGCGAUAUUCUGUGCCUCGCACAAGUCCUGCGAAUCAUGAUGCCUUGACUCUCUUAUUCGUCCAUAGCACGCAUACGUGCAAGGAAUACUGGGAACCUACCAUCGACGAGUUUCUCGACAUUGCGUCUGCGAGAGGACAUCGCGGCGUGCAGGAAAUAUGGGCGGUGGACUCGCCGUACCAUGGCGACACGGCCUUGCUAAAUCCUGACAAGCCGGAGAUGCCGUAUUCCGGUCCCUUUGAAGACUGGGAGCAUUGGCUGCGCGCGAUCUUACGCCACGACGCCCUCUGCAACCGUCGCAUCGUCCUCAUCGGCCACUCAAUGGGCGCCGCCGUCCUCCCUCUAGCGAUCAUCCGCGAACCCCGCCCUCACAACGUCGUCGCAUCGAUCCUCGUCGAGCCCGUCGCUCUCCAUAGUGUCGAGGCGUGGAAGAAGCUUGCAAGGGUGCUCCCCGAGGGUGCAAGAAGACGCGGUCAUCGCUUCAAGUCGCGCGAGGAGGCGCUGGCGCAUUUCCGAACGUUGCCUUCGUGGAAGGGGUACGACGAACGUAUAGGUCGGAUAUAUGUGGACUUUACCUUUACGCCGCUCAAGGAAGGUGGCAUCGCUUCGAAGUGCUCCCUGGAGCGAGAAAUCGAGUGCUACAACGACAUGGAGGGCCUGUACCGCGUCUUCCGGUCAUUACGCCCCGCCGCCCAAGCCGUGCCCAUGCACAUCACCAUGGCAGAAGGGGACCGCUUCGCAGGCCCUGCGUUCAAGGAAGGUAUCCUCAACGGUGCACUGGGGCCCGAUGGCAAGCCAGCAACUGUUUCUACGAUCUUAGAUGCAGAGCAUGAGGUCGUACAACAAAAGCCGAGGGAAGUAGCGUUGCAUAUACUAGAGGCUAUGAUUGGGUUACUAGACUCCGUGCAUGCGAAGCUGUGA